UAUUAAUUUUGAAAUUGGACAAAUUUUUUUAGUUAAGCGGUUUUCUAGUUUGGAGGCACAAUGAGAUUGGAGAAAUGCUGGUUUUGUUCUUCAACUGUAUACCCUGGACAUGGGAUCCAGUUUGUUCGCAAUGAUGCAAAGAUUUUUCGGUUUUGUAGAUCAAAAUGCCACAAGAAUUUUAAAAUGAAGAGGAAUCCUCGUAAGGUAAAAUGGACCAAGGCAUAUAGGCGCGUGCAUGGAAAGGAUAUGACACAGGAUUCAACCUUUGAGUUUGAGAGAAAGCGAAACAGGCCUGAGAGAUAUGACAGGAAUCUUGCUGUUGAUGUACUCAAGGCCAUUCCUAAGAUUGAAAAAAUCAGAGUUAGCAGGGAGGAGAGACACCACAAGAACAGGAUGAAAGGCAACAAGGCGAAAGUGCAGAAGGAGGCAGCGAAGGAGUACGGGCAGAGCAUCCAUAUGGUCAAAGCUCCUUCCGUAUUACAACAGGAGAAGAUCAAAGUCAAGGUUUCCCAACAACAAUCAGAAGAGAAUCCUCUCAUGGAAGAGUGAUUCUAUCAAUGUCCG
This is a messenger RNA of Vicia villosa (hairy vetch), 564 nucleotides long. RefSeq names its product probable ribosome biogenesis protein RLP24. Gene Ontology annotation, biological process: ribosomal large subunit biogenesis. Lineage: Eukaryota; Viridiplantae; Streptophyta; Magnoliopsida; Fabales; Fabaceae. The coding region runs from base 61 to 549 and encodes 162 amino acids. The record is from RefSeq and is a predicted model, not a curated record. The transcript has 4 exons. Gene Ontology annotation, cellular component: nucleolus.